CUGAAAGCACAAAAUAACAAAUCCUACCUUUACAUGUUUGUGUUGUGAAUUUGUUUACGAAAAACAGACUUUGCAAAUUGCACGAAUAAAUAUGACUAAAAAACGAAAGUUCUCAGCAUCCAGUCCAUUGAAAAUGGAAAAAGUUGAAGUGAAAGAGGAGAACUUUGGGGCUAAUGAGUAUCAGCUUGCCAAAGGACGACUAAAAGGGGUUUUGAGGCAGUUAAAAGAAAGAAGCGAAUCUGACGAUAGUGAUUCCUCUGAUGAUGGAAGAAGGUACAAGGGGGACAAAAAACGUAAAACUGAAAUGCCAGCACCAUAUCACCAUACUUAUGUUAUGAAGCUGUUUGAUCGUAGUGUUGAUCUGGCCAGAUUUGAGGAAGACACUCCAUUAUAUCCUAUUUGUAGAGCUUGGAUGCAAAAUCAACCAAGAAAUCCAAUGCCUAUUAUUAAGAGAAGGAUUUCAUCACCAGAUCCAGAAAUGCAUUGGAAUGAUACUACUGAAUUGCACAAAUUACCACCACCUUCACGACCGUUUGAGACAAGAAUACCAUCACCACUACCAGAGCAGGCACAGGACAAAAAUAAUAUUAAUCUGAACUAUGAUGAAUGUCCACCAGUUGACAAGAACACUUUAAUCCGUAAAAAUUUGGAAAGAUGGGUGAAUGUUAAGAAGAAAUGGAUCAAAACAGCUGCCAAGAAUGAGGAAAGAUAUAAAUACAACUUGUGUAUCUUACAAGCCAUUCAUAACAAGGCCACUGAGUCUGAGUAAUUAACUAGACAAAAUGAAUAAUGAUUGUAUAUGUAAUGUGUUUAUUUAAGAAAGAAUUAAAUAAAAUUUAUAAAUUUA
Aethina tumida (small hive beetle) is the source of this 847-nucleotide messenger RNA. It is a transcript of the gene mip40, whose product is annotated as protein lin-37 homolog. Gene Ontology annotation, cellular component: Myb complex; transcription repressor complex. The record is from RefSeq and is a predicted model, not a curated record. NCBI's taxonomy places the organism in Eukaryota, Metazoa, Arthropoda, Insecta, Coleoptera, Nitidulidae. Gene Ontology annotation, biological process: negative regulation of transcription by RNA polymerase II. Bases 92 to 769 code for a protein of 225 amino acids. The transcript is spliced from 5 exons.